Messenger RNA from Acaulospora morrowiae, 283 nucleotides. Lineage: Eukaryota; Fungi; Glomeromycota; Glomeromycetes; Diversisporales; Acaulosporaceae. The record is from the annotation of a GenBank genome assembly.
CCAAGAGGAAGCAUGGCAAGCUGUUCAGCCUGCGGUUGCAAAGUUGAAACGAUAUUAUGAAUAUUCCACCACCCUUGAAAAUAUUAUGCCUGAUCUAUUAAAAGCACUUUGCGAAGGGAAUGUGCGAAAGAACGUAGAACAAAAUCAAUCGCUCACGAAAUUAUUAGCUGAUAUAUUGGAUUUUGCUUUCGAGUUUGACUACUUGAAGAUGAAAACACCGUCCAUCCAAAACGACUUUUCGUACUAUCGCCGAACGUUGAGUCGAGGGAAACUUGCGAGUGAA